This is a messenger RNA of Schistosoma guineensis, 1224 nucleotides long. The record is from the annotation of a GenBank genome assembly. NCBI's taxonomy places the organism in Eukaryota, Metazoa, Platyhelminthes, Trematoda, Strigeidida, Schistosomatidae.
AUGGGGAAUACAUUCUCUUCUUCAGAAGAUCUCUCCAGUUCUAAUAACGAAAACAACAAGAGAAAAACAUCUGCCUCAAAAGAUGGAAAGCCUAAAAUUCUUUCAAUACAAGAGUAUGAAGCAGAAUUGGAUCUUUUAACCAAUGAACCAAAAUCCUCUGACGAUACAGACACAGGGGAAUAUUUUUCUGAUGAAGAUGAUGACAAUGACAAAAAUGAGAUCAAAUCCUUUACAUUACCGAAUUCAAGCAGACUGCAAUUAUCUGUCCAUUAUAAUGAUGCAGAACAAGAAAUGCAUGUGAAUGUUAUGCGUGCAAACAAUGUACCAGGCAGAGAAGCUGGCGGACCCUCAGCUUAUCAAAUUAACUUAUCUAUGGAACCAGAUAAUAAACAAUAUUGGCAAAGUAAAAUACGUACAGCACCAAAUCCAGAAUACUUAGAAGAAUGGAAAUUCCAAAUCCCUCUUGUUACUAUACACAAAUCUACGCUUAUUUGUUGUAUCGUUGGAUUUUUCGGAAAUGAAGAAUAUCUGUGUGGAGAAGCUUUUCUACCGUUUGAAAAUUUAAAUUUAAAUAUUGAAAAUAUUCUCACAGUAAAUUUUCAACCAAUACAUGUUCUACCGGUUACACAUGAUUUGCAAUUAACAAAGACAGAAGUUGAAACAGACGAUAAAAGUAAAAUUGCAACGUCAAAAUUAACCGAUCAAGAUCGACCAUCAAUUUGUCCACAGAAUGAAAAUGCAAUCAUUUUCAAUACACGAUUAUCUAAAGUUUUACUUACGCUACGAUUAAGUCAAAAUACUGGACGAUUUGAAUGUUGUAUUCAACAAAUUAAUCUUAUUGGUAUACGAAUAAGUAAAAUACCAAAACGAAGUAUCUAUGUGAAAUUAUUUAUUAGAACAGAAGAAGAUGGUUUAAUCAAUAAAGCGCAUAGUGCAUCUCAUCAACAACAAUCUACAAUACACAUGAAUGAAACAUUUGCAUUUUAUAUAAAACCAUAUCAAAUAGGUCGAAUCACUGUAGAAUUUUCAUUAUUCAAAAGAAAACCAUUCAAUAAACGAAUUAUAAUUGGAACGUGCAAAAUAGGUAAAUAUAAUACAAGUAUUAAUGAAUUAGAACAUUGGGAACGUGUAUUAGCUACAAAAGAUCAAGUCAUAUCACAAUGGCAUAAAUUCUAUCCAAUAGCAAUAACACCACCGGAAAUGACAUUGAAAAUGGAAGAUUGA